GGAUCAUAUAAAUAAGCAGCAGAACUUUGGCUAAGGCAUCACUUCCAUUUGCAUUCUACAAUCAACUGGACAGCCGACCAAGCCAGCAAAAUGAAACUGUUGUUGAUCUGCGCAUUUGUCGCCGCCGUGGCCGCUACUACCCCUAGCAACAAUUACCUGCCCCCCGCAUACGGUGCCGCCUCGGCUCCAGUUGCUUCUUACGCCGCGGAGGCAUCGGCUCCAGUUGAGUCCUACUCUGCUCCCGCUCAGUCCUACUCUGCUCCAGCUCAGUCAUACUCUGCUCCCGCUCAGUACACCGCUGCCGCAUCCGCGCCAGCUGUGUCUUACUCGGCUCCAGCUCAGUCGUACUCUGCUCCCGCUCAGGCUACCUACACCGCUGCCGCAUCCGCGCCAGCUGUGUCUUACUCGGCUCCAGCUCAGUCGUACUCUGCUCCAGCUCAGUCAUACUCUGCUCCCGCUCAGUACACCGCUGCCGCAUCCGCGCCAGCUGUGUCUUACUCGGCUCCAGCUCAGUCGUACUCUGCUCCCGCUCAGGCCACCUACACCGCUGCUGCAUCCGCUCCAGCUGCCUCCUACUCUGCCCCCGCUGAGUACGAGACCGCUGCUUCCGAGCCCGCUCACACCUUCUCGGCUACCGAUGGAUACCGCUACAAGACCCAGCGUCGUCGCGUCAUCCGCCGCCACCGUCGUGAUGUGAGCCAUCUGCCAUCCAACGAUUACCUGCCCCCCUUCCAGGGAGCCGCAUCCGCACCAACCUCUGAGUACCUGCCCCCAGCAGCCUCGGCCCCAGCUCCAGUCUACCAGGCCGCUCCUGCCCCAUCCUACACUGCCGCUGCUUCGGCUCCAGCUGUGUCCUACUCUGCCCCUGCUGCAUCCUACUCUGCCCCUGCUGCAUCCUACUCGGCCCCAGCUGCCUCCUACUCCGCUCCUGCUGAGUACGAGACCGCUGCCUCUGAGCCUGCACACAGCUUCUCGGCCAACGAUGGAUACCGCUACAAGACCCAGCGUCGUCGCGUCGUCCUCCGUCGCCAUCGUCGUGAUGUGAGCCAUCUGCCAUCCAACGACUACCUGCCCCCAGCAGCCUCUGCCCCAGCUCCAGUCUACCAGGCCGCUCCUGCUGCAUCCUACUCCGCCCCAGCUGCCUCCUACUCUGCCCCAGCAGAGGCCACCUACACCGCUGCCGCAUCCGCCCCAGCUGUGUCAUACUCGGCUCCAGCUCAGUCAUACUCUGCGCCCGCUCAGGCCACCUACACCGCUGCUGCAUCCGCCCCAGCUGUGUCCUACUCUGCCCCAGCUCAGUCAUACUCUGCUCCCGCUCAGUCAUACUCUGCGCCCGCUCAGGCCACCUACACCGCUGCUGCCUCCGCCCCAGCUGUGUCCUACUCUGCCCCCGCUGCCUCCUACUCAGCCCCCGCUGCCUCCUACUCUGCCCCCGCUGAGUACGAGACCGCUGCCUCUGAGCCAGCCCACAGCUUCUCGGCCACCGAUGGAUACCGCUACAAGACCCAGCGUCGUCGCGUCAUCCGCCGCCGCAGAUAUUGAACGGUUUAGCAGUUGAGGCUCCCCCAACAGACCCAGCCAAAUAGAAUUUUGGUUUUCGGGUUCUUCAGUCACUUGUACCGAUAUUGUUAGGGAACGAAAUUGAUAAAAUCUGAAAUAAAACUCCUGAAAAAUA
Molecule: messenger RNA, 1675 nt
Organism: Drosophila obscura
Lineage: Eukaryota; Metazoa; Arthropoda; Insecta; Diptera; Drosophilidae
Product: RNA-binding protein 14
Exons: 2
Coding region: 91-1542 (483 amino acids)
Biological process (GO): positive regulation of transcription by RNA polymerase II
Cellular component (GO): RNA polymerase II transcription regulator complex
Molecular function (GO): transcription coactivator activity
Source: RefSeq, a predicted model, not a curated record